This is a messenger RNA of Colletotrichum orchidophilum, 2742 nucleotides long. RefSeq names its product phosphoribosylaminoimidazole-succinocarboxamide synthase. Lineage: Eukaryota; Fungi; Ascomycota; Sordariomycetes; Glomerellales; Glomerellaceae. The transcript is spliced from 2 exons. The coding region runs from base 1 to 2742 and encodes 913 amino acids. The record is from RefSeq and is a predicted model, not a curated record.
AUGAGAGGCGAAGGCGCAAUGUAUGCUGAUAACGCCCAUCCCGGCGACGCCUUCGUGCAACAUCAACGCGGCCAAUAUCCUCCUCAGUAUUGGUCUGCUGCGACACCAUCACAACACUCAUCCACACCAAACACCCUCCGCCCUCACCACGCAAGACAACAUCAUGCAGCACACGGCAUAGAGAGAGAAGAAGAAGACUCCAGCCCCCAGGAGCCCCUCUCUCCGCCGUCGUCUUUCGUACCCCACGCUCCCUCACCACCUUCCCAGCAACUUCACCCGAACCACUAUCAUCCGGAGCAGAACAGCUUCCCCGCCCCCGUCGUUAUCGGCAGCAUGUUCUCCUCCCAGGCUCAAGACCCUUACACCUCCCAGCCGGCGGUCCACUUCAAUGAGGCCCAGCUCGCCGUCGACGAGGUCACAAACCGCGCCCGCGCCAAGGGUUUCCGCGACGAGCUCACCAUCGCCGCCAACGGCUCCGUCACACCCGGCGUCGACGACACCCCCUACCUCCGCUAUGCCUUGGAGGCCCUCACGAGGGAGCACGGUCAUGGCAGCUUCUCUCCCCCGUCCAGCGCCCCCUCUCCGGCCGACAACACGGGCUACUACCGCGCUGCCGGGUAUCUCCCGGACGACCUCCAGAGCCCUCUCAUCAGCGGUGACCCCGAAUCCGGCUUUUCACCCAUGGUCCCCGUCCCUACUCACACGCGGGACUCGGUCCGACGCCAGUCUCGGCCCCAGUCUAACGCCGGUGGCGAGAGGCCUUCCAUGUCCCUGGGCACCCGCAUCAUCUCCAUGUCGCCGCCGCACUCUGCAGACUCAAGGUAUCACCACAACCAGGAUCAGAACCCGGCCGGCGCCGGCGCAGCCGCCUCCGAAACCACGCCGAAAUGGCUCCCCAUCAGCGAGAGGGAGAGCGUCUUCCCAGGCAUGACGAAGCUCGACACCAUCGACGAGGACCGCUCAAAGUUCCCCCGCCUCAACUUCGUGCCCACGAUCCUGCGUCUCCCCUCACUCAUCGCGCUUAUGACGCUAUGCCUCGUCAUAAUCGCCUGUCUCAUGGUCGCCGCUAUCUACUCGCCGAUCCAGCCUGGCCUGCUGACCUACGGCGAGACCAUCUACAGUGGCAAAUACUUCUUGUUCCGCAUCCUGCCCCAGCUCUUCGCCUCCUUCAUCUUUAUCUACGCGCAGUGCGUCACGACAGCCACGCUUCGAAUCCUCCCAUUCGUCGCGCUCUCCGAAGACGAACCCCUGCGGCGCCGCAACGCCCUCUUCCAAGACCUCUACCAAAGGACCUUCCUGCUCCCCCAGCUCGCCGGGCCCAUCCACGUCAAGAUCGCCCUGGCCAUCCUCUGGCUGUCGGCCUUCGCCAUCCCCCUCGCCAGCGCCUCCUUCACCGUAAUCCUCGUCGACGUCUGGUACUGGACCGCCGUCCAGGGCGUCGUCUGGACGCUCCUGGCCCUCUACUUCCUCGUCAUCGGCGCCGUUGUAGUCCUUCUGCUCUUCUGGCACAACCGCGUGACGGGCCUCAUGUGGGACCCGCGCUCCAUCGCCGACCUCUCCGUCAUGAUUAGCAGAAGCAACACCCGCGACUCCUACCGCGGCGCAGAGGUCGCCCCCACCCGCGGCUCGCUCCGCCGCGUCCUGCGCAACCGCAUCGUCGACCGCCUCGGCUACUGGAUGACGGAUAACGAAGAAAUGCCCUGGUACGGCCUCGGCACAGAGCACUCGCAGGGCCACACCCCCUCCGACCUCCACUAUGACAUCAAGAACGAGUCCUCCUCCGCCGACGACCGCCGCUCCGUCACCUCUACCCUCCUCGCCGCCGGCGGCAGCCACGACGACUACAUCCGCACCUACAUCCUCCCCUGGUGCCUCCGCACAAGCCAGGUACUCCUCUUCGUCACCGCCGCCACCGUCCUCCUGACAGCCCUCUUCGUCGUCUCCUUCCUCCAUCGCACAAGCCUCAUCGACGGCUUCCGCCCGGGCGUCCCCGCAGGUCCCUCCGCCCCGGGCUCCUUCUCCGCCGCAAACUUCCUCUACAGCUUCGUCCCCAGCUUCAUUGGCCUGCUCCUCUACCUCGCCUUCCAGACCCUCGAGCAGCAAAUCCGCAUCCUCCAGCCCUGGGCCGACCUAAACACCAAAGACGGCGCCCCCGCCUCUCGCUCCGUCCUCGCAGACUACGCCGCCUGCUUACCUCUCCAAUCCACCCUCCACGCCCUCCGCAACAACCACUGGCGCGUCGCCGCCCUCUCCCUCCUCUCCCUCCUCCUCGCCUUCCUCCCCGCCCUCGCCGGCGGCCUCUUCAUGGCCCUCACCGCCAUCCGCCCCUCCGACAGCGGCGUCCGCAUGUUCCCCAACGUCCCCGUCUUUGGCGUCAUCCUCGCCCUCUUGGUCCUCUACCUCUUCGCCUUGGUCUCUCUUCUCUUUGGCCGGAACCAGUACCGCCUCCCGCACGCCGUCACCUGCCCCGCCGAAAUCUUCUCCUUCCUCGCCAACGAGGACAACGCGACGGACCCGGCGUUCCAGGCCGCGCCCCGCUCCGGGGAGAAGCUGCGCGUAUAUCUCGGUGCCGGCGGGCCCGGCUCGUCGAGGAGCGCGGUGGCGACGCAGAGCACGUGGAUGUUUGGGUACUUGCGCGGUCGCGAUGAUAGGCGGCUGGGCGUGAGGAGGCAGAAGCGGUUUACUGGUGAGGGCAAGUCGUCGUUUCAUGAGAGGGCGCCUUCACGCCGGUCCAUGAUGUGA